This is a messenger RNA of Oncorhynchus kisutch (coho salmon), 7897 nucleotides long. RefSeq names its product X-linked Kx blood group (McLeod syndrome) (gene xk). Gene Ontology annotation, cellular component: membrane. NCBI's taxonomy places the organism in Eukaryota, Metazoa, Chordata, Actinopteri, Salmoniformes, Salmonidae. Bases 132 to 1565 code for a protein of 477 amino acids. The transcript has 3 exons. The record is from RefSeq and is a predicted model, not a curated record.
UGUCAAAUAGAUGAGCCCUAGACACAGCAAGCGCUCGACAGGAGAGCAUCUCCCUCACGGAGUCGGCUCUCGGUUAAUGCACGAUGGUAGGGAAGAGCGGCCCGCCUUCCCCGAUGGCUGAGUGAGUGAGGAUGCGACUCCCCAGCUCCAUAUUUGUUUCGGUGUCUCUGUUCACGGCUGAGACCACGGCAGCCCUCUACCUCAGCUCCACAUACCGCUCCGACGGCGACCAGAUCUGGCAAGGGCUCACCCUCCUCUUCACCCUAGUAACGUCGGUGCUCGUGCAGCUGACGCUCACCUUCAUUCACCGGGACCUUAGCAGGGACCGACCGCUUGUUCUGCUGCUUCACAUCCUGCAGCUCGGACCCAUCGUGAGGUGUCUGGAGGCGUUCUGUAUCUACGGCAGUGUGGGCCGGGUAGAGGAGCCGUAUGUCAGCAUCACGCGGAAGCGCCAGAUGCCCAGGGGGGGCCAGUCUGAGGAGGUGGAGAGACAGGUGGGGCAGGCAGAGGGCAAGCUGUUCACCCACCGUGCCGCCUUCGCCCGCACCUCUGUCAUCCAGGCCUUCCUGGGCUCCGCCCCCCAGCUCACCCUGCAGCUCUACAUUUGUGUCCUGCAACAGGGGGUGUCCAUCGGCAGAGGCACCCUCAUGGUGAUCUCCCUGCUGUCCAUCGUAUAUGGUGCCCUGCGCUGCAACAUUCUGGCCAUCAAGAUCAAGUAUGACGACUAUGAGGUGGACGUGCGUCCCGCCGCCUACCUCUGCAUAUUCCUGUGGCGCAGCUUCGAGAUCGCCACGCGCGUCACCGUCCUGGUCCUCUUCAGCUCCGUACUGCAGCUCUGGAUCCUCCCUGUGGUUCUGCUCAACUUCUUCCUCUUCUUCCUCUACCCGUGGGUGCUGUUUUGGCAGAGCCACUCGCCCUUCCCAGAGAACAUCGAGAAGACGCUAACCCGGGUGGGCACCACCAUCGUCCUCUGUCUCCUCACGUUCCUCUACGCAGGCAUCAAUAUGUUCUGCUGGUCGGCGGUGCAGCUGAAGCUCAACGACCCAGACCUGAUCAACAAGUCCCAGAACUGGUACCGCAUGGCCGUGUACUACAUGCUGAGGUUCGUGGAGAACGCCUCUCUGCUUUUGCUGUGGUACAUCUACAAGACAGACUUCUAUAGGUUCAUUUGUGCUCCGUUGUUAGUGCUGCAGCUGCUGGUGGCCUACGCUAUGGCCAUCUUCUUCAUGCUGGUGUUCUAUCAGUUCUGCCACCCCUGUAGGAAGCUCUUCUCCUCCAAUAUGACCCAAGGCCUGUGGGACUGCUCCGCCCUGCUCUGUUUAGUCUGCUACGCUCCUGACAGGGACGCCGUCAGGCCAAUAGAGAAGGCUGGUCUGGACCCUCUGGCCCCCGACCCCACCCCCCACACGGAGACAGCCAAUGACACAUCAUAUGAUGUGGCCAAUGACACGGCAUACACCAUGCCCAAUGACACAAUGACCUAUGACAUGCCCAAUGACACGACUCAUGAAGUGUUGAGCGAGAUGAACGGCGACGUAAGCCACAGUCUGUCCAGCAACACUUAAAGAGCUGUGAUUGGUUGUGUGUAGGGUAGGGCUGCACGAUAUGGGCAAAAACUCGAAUUGUGAUUUUUGGACCAAAUAUUGUGAUUGUGAUUUGACUUGCGAUAUAGAUACAAAACCUUUGGCUGAACUGUUGGAAUCGUUGAAAUAGAAUGACUUAUAUUAAGAAACAAAGUGGAAAGUAGCGUUGGCCUUGUUUGGAACUGUUGACUGCAUUUGACCUAACAGAACAGCAUGCAAAUGUAUAGUGGGAAGCAGUCGCAAUAGUAGAGGGAGAGGGAUGACAAACAGAGGCAACUAUAAAAACGGACAAUACACACAGCUUAGUGCCGUUUCAAAAUAUUGCAUGCGAUAUGGAUCUCUUGCGAUAUGGCUUUUGCAAAUGUCAAUAUUGUGAUUUGAUGUGAAUUCUAUUAAUUCUGCAGCCCUAGUAUAGGGUCAGGAGUGUUCCUAAACUUGUGACUGAACCAGGAAGAGGCUUUCCUGUUCAGGUCAUGUGGUCUGGAAAUACUCCUGGUCCUAGUUAUGUGCCAUUCAAAGGAAGGUGGACACAGAGCAACAUUUGCUGUACUGUCUCCUUAUGUAAGUGCCAUAUGAACCCCUCUGUCCUACCUGUCAGUUUACACUGAACUAGGGUUGCAAAAUUCUGGGAACUUUUCAAAAAUUCCCUGGUUUUCCAGGAAUUCUGGUUGGAGGAUUCCCCUAUUUCCGGUUUAUUCCCUCGUAAUUCCAGGAAUCUUCCAACCAUGAUUUCUGGAAAACCAGGGAAUUUUGGGAAAGUUACUUGAAUUUUUAAACUCUACUCUGAGCCGUAAUCUGAACUGUACACUGAACCGUAACUCUGAACCGUAAUCUGAACUAUACACUGAACCAUACUCUGAACCGUACUCUGAACCAUACUGUGAACCAUACACUGAACCGUAAUCUGAACCAUACACUGAACCAUACUCUGAACCAUAAUCUGAACCAUACUCUGAACCAUACACUGAACCAUAAUCUUAACCAUACACUGAACCAUACACUUAACCAUAAUCUGAACCGUAAUCUGAACCAUAAUCUGAACAAUACACUGAACCAGACACUGAACCAUAAUCUGAACCAUACACUGAACCAUACUCUGAACCAUAGCCAUAAUCUGAACCGUAAUCUGAACCAUAAUCUGAACAAUACUCUGAACCCUAUGAUCUUAACCCCAUACCCAUAACCUUAUUCUACUGUGUGUCUCUAACCAAAUCAUUUGAAUGCUAUCAUUCUGUUUAACCCUUAACCCCCGUUCUGUUACCAAAUCCCAAAACUGUAACCCCUUACUCCCCUAACCAAUGCUGCAAAGGCAGUAUCCCCUUGCCAUGGAGAGAGACUACAGCUUCACUGUUAGUGUAUAAUGGAAGAACAGGCAAUGUAUGAUAUCAUCCACCAGCCGGCUCUCUCUGAAUUUAGCCAGGGGAUGAGGUUAGGCAAUGUAAUGCUGACGAAGUAGUUCUUGUGAGAACGUCCUUACGCAGUCCGUGAUGUUUAUUCUACCUAAGCCAGUAUUACCGACCAACUACAGACAAAUCAUUGGAUGUAGGGAUUCUUCUGCAACGGACUCAACUACUGACAUAGUAUCAGUAUUUCAGUGUUGAACAGACUUUCCUACAACCAGAAUGUAACUUGUCUGCAGCCUUUUCUAUGGAAGUUAAGUCCUGGCGGUAUGGACAGAACGCUACACUCAGACAGAUUAAACUGGUCCGAAGUGAGUCUGCCACAAUAGCUUUUCUAAUGAGGUUUCCUAAUUUGGUUAUGCAUUUCAUAGAACUAAAUACUUGUCUAUACAGUCACUCACAUUAAUCAAUCAAUCAAAUGUAUUUAUAAUGCCCUUUUUACAUCAGCAGAUAUACAGAAACCCAGCCUAAAACCCCAAACAGCAAGCAAUGCAGAUGUAGAAGCACGGUGGCUAGGGAAAAACUCCCUAAAAAGGCAGGAACCUAGAAGAAACCUAGAGGAACAAGGCUCUGAGGGGUGGCCAGUCCUCUUCCAAUGGAAUUAUACAUUGCAUUACUAUAUUACUCAUCAGAACUUACCAAGUAUUUGGGAUUUAGUGUAUUUACAGUGUUUCACAUUGGCAUGGGGGUGUGCAUGUACUGAACUGGACCCAUCACAUACACAUUUUAAAGCUUUGUGUGGUGUAAUGUAAAUAUUGGGUUGGGUUUACUGUUUUUUUCCUUAGUACACUCUACUCUUACGGCUGCGACCAACGCUGCUUUUAUACUUCCUUGAAAAAGAGCUUAAUCAUUGAUGUGCGUGCUGCUUCUGUGGUGUUUCUAAGUGCUUGUGACAAGGGUGACAGUGAUUUCUAAGCCAGCACUAGAGUACGUGUAAAGAGACCCAUCUCUCAUCAAACAGACAGGAAACACAUAACUGUAUUUCAGACAGGAAACACCAAGUGUUUGUUUAACCAUUUAUUAUAAAAGAUUUCAAUACAAGCAAUACGUUAGUCUUGGCAUUAGAGGCUCUGCUCCUUCGGGGUAGCUCACUGCCAGAGCAUGCAUAAUGUUAAGAUAAUAAUAAUUACAGGCAGAGAGAAAGGUAUUCUGUACCAUUCCCCCUGCAGGAAGGGAACAGAACCAAGCAGGUGGACGGGUGGGAAAGCAGAACACAGACAUGCAUGGCGAGUAACGCAUGUCAUAGCAAUAGCAUGUCAGCAAGAACACCAGUGCAUAGUUUGUGUGCGGCAGCCAUCAGAGAAAGUGUGUGUAGAGCCUGGUGGACUAAAUAGACUGCCAUAUUAAUGUAGAGUGAUGAAUCUAAUGGGUGCAAUAUCAGCUACGGUUGCGCUUGGUGUACUGAACCCACCGCAUGACCACGGCCACCGACGCCCUAUCUGGGCGCCUUCGAGCGGAUCACAUUUGUCAAGUCGGUGACCAUCAUCACCACCUUUCAAAGUGUGUUGCAUUAUAGAGACAAAAAUUGUCCAACUUGCAUGAACUUUACAACCAUGUGAUCAAAGGUCGACUGCUUGAACUUUACAACAACCAUGUGAUCAAAGGUCGACUGCUUGAACUUUACAACAACCAUGUGAUCAAAGGUCGACUGCUUGAACUUUACAACAACCAUGUGAUCAAAGGUCGACUGCUUGAACUUUACAACAACCAUGUGAUCAAAGGUCGACUGCUUGAACUUUACAACAACCAUGUGAUCAAAGGUCGACUGCUUGAACUUUACAACAACCAUGUGAUCAAAGGUCGACUGCUUGAACUUUACAACAACCAUGUGAUCAAAGGUCAUGAAGUUUCAACUGCAGUUGCUCCUCACCAGCUGCAACUUGCCGCCAUCGCCUGCAUUGUGGGAGUCACUAUUUGUCAACCAAUCAUGACAAUAUUUUUGUUUGACCCAUGCAAACAGGACCAUAGAUGUGACUAAACAGGAAGCAACUUUGCUACGAUUCAUAUGUACAGUGCAUUUGAAAGUAUUCAGACCCCUUGACUUUUCCCACAUUUUGCUACGUUACAGCCUUAUUCUAAAAAAAUAUUUUUUUCACCUCAUAAAUCUACACACAAUACCCCAUUUUGCCAAAGCAAAAACUGGGUUUUAGAAAUGUUUGCAAAUGUAUAAAAAAAAAAUAUAUAUAUAUAAUUUACAUAGGUAUUCAGACUUUUUACUCAGUACUUUGAUGAAGCACCUUUGGCAGCGAUUACAGCCUUGAGUCUUCUUGGGUAUGACGCUACAAGCGUUGGACAGCUGUAUUUGGGGAGUUUCUCCCAUUCUUCGCUGCAGAUCCUCUUCGAGAUCUGUCAGGUUGGAUAUGGAGUGUCGCUGCACAGCUAUUUUCAGGUCUCAGAGAUGAUCGAUCGGGUUCAAGUCCGGGCUCUGUCUAGGUCACUCAAGGACAUUCAGAGACUUGUCCCGAAGCCACUCCUGUGUUGUAUUGGCUGUGUACUUGGCUCCGUUCAUCUUUCCCUCGACCCUGACUGGUCUCCCAGUCCCUGCCUCUGAAAAACAUCCCCCAGAGCAUGAUGCUGCCACCACCAUGCUUUACGGCAGGGAUGGUACCAGGUUUCCUCAAGACGUGACACUUGGCAUUCAGGCCAGAGAGUUCAAUCUUGGUUUCAUCAGACCCGAGAAUCUUGUUUCCCAUGGUCUGAGAGUCUUUGGGUGCCUUUUGGCAAAUUCCAAGUGGUCUGUCAUGUGCCUUUUACUGAGAAGUGGCUUCCAUCUGGUCACUCUACCAUAAAGGCCUGUUUGGUGGAGUGCUGCAGAGAUGGUUAACCUUCUGGAAGGUUCUCCCAUCUCCACAGAGGAACUCUGGAGCUCUGUCAGAGUGACCAUCGGGUUCUUGGUCACCUCCCUGACCAAGGCCCUUCUCCCGCGAUUGCUCAGUUUGACUGGGCGGCCAACUCUAGGAAGAGUCUUGGUGAUUCCAAACUUCUUCCAUUUAAUAAUUAUGGAAGCUACUGUGUUAUUGGGGACCUUCAAUGCUGCAGAAUUAUUUUGGCACCCUUCCCCAGAUCUGUGUCUCAACACAAUCCUGUCUCGGAGCUCUACGGACAAUUCCUUCGACCACAUGGCUUGGUUUUUGCUCUGAUAUGCACUGUCAACUGUGGAACCUUAUAUAGACAGGUGUGUGUCUCUCCAAAUCAUGUCCAAUCAAUUGAAUUUACCACAGAUGGACACCAAUCAAGUUGUAGAAACAUGUCAAGGAUGAUCAAUGGAAACAGGAUGCACCUGAGCUCAAUUUAGAGUCUCAUAGCAAAGGGUCAGAUUUUUUUCUCAUUUACAACUGCGACCUGGCCAAGAUAAAGCAAAGCAGUGUGACAAAAACAACAACACAGAGUUACACGUAAACAAACGUAGAGUCAAUAACACAAUAGAAAAAUCUAUGUACAGUGUGUUCAAAUGUAGAAGAAUAGUGAGGUAAGGCAAUAAAUAUGCUGUAGAGGCAAAAAUAAUUACAAUUUAGCAUCAACACUGGAGUGAUUGAUGUGCAGAUGAUGAUGUGGAGGUGGGGAUACAGGGGUGUGAAAGAGCAAGAGGAUAAAUAACAAUAUGGUGAUGAGGUAGUCGGGUGUGCUAUUUACAGAUGGGCUGUAUACAGGUACAGUGAUCGGUAAGCUGCUCUGACAGCUGAUGCUUGAAGUUAGUGAGGGAGAUAUAAGACUCCAGCUUCAGUAAUUUUUGCAAUUCGUUCCAGUCGUUGGCAGCAGAGAACUGGAAGGAAAGGCGGCCAAAGGAAGUGUUGGCUUUGGGGAUGACCAGUGAAAUAUACCUGCUGGGGCGCAUGCUAUGGUUGGGUGUUGCUAUGGUGACCAGUGAGCUGAGAUAAGGCGGGGCUUUACCUAGCAAAGACAUAUAGAUGACUUAUGGAAAUAAGGUAUAUCUGUUUUUGCAAAAAUUUCUGAAAACCUGUUUUUGCUUUGUCAUUAUGGGGUAUUGGGUGUAGAUUAAUUAGAAUUGUUUUUUUAAAUCUGUUUUAUAAUAAGUCUGUAAUGUAACAAAAUGUGGAAAAAGUCAAGGGGUCUGAAUACUUUCCGAAUACACUGUAUACAGUAGAUAUGUACAAAUGAAUGUGCUAUUUGAGGCUCUCUCACCAAUUGAUAUUACAUGCAUAUAUUUACAUUUUGUGAGUGUGUGAUAUGGGGGUUGGAGACGUGUUUAUUUUGAUAUUACAAAGAACAACUUUUAUAAAUGAUGGCAACACUGCCAUGUUGUGCUGAGCCUUGCUGUUGGAAAGCCACAUCAGUGUCUGACUUUCGGCUGUAGCAGAUGCACCUCCCCCGACUUCACUUCUUGACUUUUGUCUGCAGUCGGUUGCUUCAGCCUUACCACUCACUCUCCGUCUCACACUUUUGCACGUUUCCAGCACGCUUUGGUUCAUCUUUGUAAGGGCAAUAGUCAGCAGCAGCUGUUGUUGAUGUGGCGCCAGUGAGAUGCUUUGAUUGGAUGUCUAUGUGUUUUGCUCAUUCAUGCUGUGCUAUUGUAUGUCUCUGAGUCUGUCUGGUGUUUCAUUAUGUAUGGAAAUAUACACACAGACUUGCACAAUAUCUAUUUGAAAUGUGUUUAAUAUUUGUCAUGGUAAAAAGUGUCUUUGUAUAGCUUGAAUCUUACAUGUAUUAAUGUGUGUGUUGUAUAUUUAUUUUAUAUGUGUCUUUAUUUGCACUAGCUCUUCUUUUGCAAUGCAGUUGCACAGGGCUUGAUGACAUUUAGUAUCAUAUGAAUGCUUCAUAUAGUUUUUAUUAAAAAAGACAAUCUUUGAAGCCAAACAGAAUUUUUGAUAUCUAUAAAAAUCUAAUGAACACACACACAGUAUUGUGAAUCAAUUUCAGAGAGAAUAUGAUUAUUAAAAGAUGAAAUUCAAACAA